CACAAUUGCAAUGCGCGCACACUUCCUGAUGGAGCUGCUCCUGCGAAGAAUAAAAAUACACUCCUAGCAAGCCAGCUAGACGAGUUGUGAAAAAGUUAUGUCUGGCUGUCAAGUAGACGGAGAGAGACUAAUUUCAAAAAUGGACGUUAUUCCUCUGUUUUCCGUACAUAAAUAGUAGACAAUAUCCCCAUGUCCAGAGAGCCGGCGCUGGUGAGAAGUCAACUGCGAAGGGUUGGAUUGUUGAAGCUAAAAAGCCCCGGUAGCUUGCGUUAUCAACAGGCCAGCCGGCUAACGUAAGCUGGCUAGCUCAAACACUAGGCCUUGAGUAGCUUGGUUUUACUUGCGGUUGUGGUAUGGUGAUGUUACUUUGUCGUAAGCGCCAGUCUACGGUGAUGCUAUAGAUAUUAAGUUACUAGCUGACGUUAGCUAGUAAUGUCUCUAACGUUACCACCCGCCGAUAUACUUGAAACACCUCCUGGAUAUCCGUUUGAAGAAAUCAACUAUGAGGAUAUUGAAGUUGAGGAGGUGGUGGGAAGAGGAGCUUUUGGGGUUGUGUGCAAAGCCAAAUGGAAAGGCAAAGAUGUCGCGAUCAAGACCAUUGAGAGUGAAUCAGAGAGGAAAGCCUUUAUUGUUGAGCUCCGACAGCUUUCACGUGUGAAUCACCCCAACAUUGUGAAGUUGUAUGGCUCUUGCCAUAGUCCAGUCUGCCUUGUGAUGGAAUAUGCUGAAGGCGGGUCAUUGUACAAUGUGCUGCAUGGUGCUGAACCCCUCCCCUAUUACACUGCUUCCCAUGCCAUGAGCUGGUGUUUACAGUGUUCCCAGGGCGUGGCCUAUCUCCAUGGCAUGAAACCAAAGGCUCUCAUUCACAGGGACCUCAAGCCACCCAAUCUGCUUCUUGUAGCAGGCGGCACUGUGCUGAAGAUAUGUGACUUUGGAACAGCAUGCGACAUUCAGACCCACAUGACCAACAACAAGGGAAGUGCUGCAUGGAUGGCCCCAGAGGUAUUUGAAGGCAGCAAUUACAGCGAGAAGUGUGAUGUGUUCAGCUGGGGGAUCAUUCUCUGGGAGGUGAUCACUCGCAGGAAGCCCUUUGAUGAAAUUGGUGGACCAGCUUUUCGUAUUAUGUGGGCUGUGCACAACGGAACAAGACCUCCUUUAAUCAAAAAUUUGCCGAAGCCCAUUGAGAGUCUGAUGACACGCUGCUGGUCUAAAGAUCCCUCCCAGCGGCCUUCCAUGGAGGAGAUAGUAAAGAUCAUGACCCAUCUAAUGAAGUACUUCCCAGGAUCUGAUGAACCCCUGCAAUAUCCAUACCAAUAUUCAGAUGAGGGACAGAGCAACUCUGGAACUACUACAGGUUCAUAUGUGGACUACACUGGUACCAGCACAAGCAACAAAAGCGACGCAAACAUGGAGCACAGUGAUUCUCAAGGGAGCAACGACACUAUCAAGAUUACACCUCAGUUUCCUCCUCACUUCAAGCCAAAGGGAGACCCAUUGAGGACUCUGCCUCUGUCCAGGGGGGGCAGUGUUGAGAGUCUGCCUUCACGAACACAGUGCAUGGCAUCAUCUGACAGCAAAAGAAUGAGUGCUGACCUGUCAGAGCUGGAGCCCAAGAUGCCAUUUACACCUUCAGCAGGCCCCCAGUAUAAACGAGGACACCGUAAAACGGCGUCAUUCGGCACCAUUCUGGAUGUUCCCAAGAUCCUCGUCACAGCCACAUGUGAGUCUCAGAGACGUCGGUCUGUGCAGGACCUGCCAGGCCUCGGCACAGAGUCCAGCCAGGGGAGCAGGAACAGCAGCCGGUCCUCCAGUCCUAGUGUGAGGAUGAUGCCACCUGACAAGGCGAGCAGCAGAGGUUACUACUCCCCUGAUGACCCCACAGACACCAACGGCUCAGACAACUCCAUUCCCAUGGCUUAUCUCACCCUGGAUCACCAGCUGCAGCCUCUCGCUCCCUGUCCCAACUCCAAAGAGUCCAUGGCUGUGUUUGAGCAGCACUGCAAGAUGGCCCAAGAAUACCUGAAAGUACAAACUGAGAUCGCCCUGCUGAUCCAGAGAAAGAAGGAGCUCAUCGCUGAACUGGACCAAGAUGAGAAGGACCAGCAGAACACGUCCCGUCUGGUGCAGGAGCACAAAAAGCUCCUGGAGGAGAACAAGAGUCUGUCCACAUACUACCAGAAGUGCAAAAAACAGCUGGAGCUGAUCCGGGUCCAGCAACAGAAGAGACAGGGCACGUCGUGAUGAGACAGAGACAUAUGAACUGCUACUAUCCCGUCCCUGCCCACCACUUCCUCACCCCAGCUCUACCACCCUACCCACUCCCAUGCUCUGUGUGCACACACACAGUUCCCAGUCCAGCUUUGUAAAGAGACCUGCAUUCUACUGUGUCCUGCAUGUUGCAUUGUAGGCCCUUACUUCUGUCCAGCAGGAAGGUGGCGUCCUCUGUACAUACAUUUGCACAUCCUCACAGUGUAUUCUGUGACCGCAGACCAAACAAUCACUGCAGCCCAUCCGGAUCACUCCAGACCCUGCUACUGUACUCUGGGAUGGAACUUAUCUUCAGCAGUGGUGGGAAGGCAGGCAGAUGAGCAUGGCUCGUGUGUUUCUAUACGUUUGCUCUCAGGGCCUCUGGUGGGUCCCCUCCUCAGCUGCUGACAGCCACACCGUCCUCCAGAGUGCAAAAACUAAGACAAAGGCUUUUCAGCAAGAGAGUGAUGAGGAUGGAACCUGUUCUACAGUGCGCAUGUGGCCCGUUAUGCAAAACACCCCCCCCCCCUUAGAUCAAUAUAUUUAUCCCUAACCUCUCCUUUUCUAAUCAUGAUCAUGAGCCCUUCCACAGGCCACCAAACCUGAUUAUUACUUCAAGGUGUGUGAUGUAUUCAGUUCAGAGAGUGAUGUGCACAUGAUCUGCUCCUUGUGCUCUUAAAAACACAACUAGCUUCCAGAGCAAACACCCGGAGCUGUGGGUUCCCUUUUUAUUUUGACUUCAGUAUUGUUUUUGCGUGUAGAUGUUUUUGUCUUUUCUAUUCUGUAGUUCACUUUGUAUGAUAGCUCUUGUGUCGUUUUUGCAUCAGGACAUGUUUUAUCUGGUCUGGGAAUGCCCUUACGGACAAAAUAGAGGAGCCUGUAGCUCCUUAUACAGUAUCUAGUUUGUUUUUAGUUCACAUGUUGCCUUAGAAGUUGCCUGCAUUUUAAGUGCUUGUUUUAUGUGACAUUUAGUGGUGAUAAAAGCAAAAAAAAAAGAGAUGAGAUAUUUUUAAUGUAAUGGACAUUCAAUUAAAUUCUUUCUGGGGGGAGUGAGAAGGAUAUAUGUCAGUAAGCUGAUGAUGUAAAUGUUUUCCACCAGCUUUACAUGUACUCUGAAAGAAGGACUAGAGGUAGUCUAUUUUUCCUUGGUCUCAUAUCCCUCUAGUACUUUUGCACAAUGACUUUGUUUUGUCUGGUCAUGUCCACUUUAUUUCUCAUUUAAGCAAUUCUGUUUUUUAAAAGUGCAAGACUUAACGAGUCUUACUUUUAAAUUUGUUCCUGUAUAGGAGUGAGUCUUCACCAGUUCUCAUAUGUUUUCUGUUCACUAAAAAUUAAUUUACCACACACACCACACUGUUUAUUAAGUGUUUCCUGAGUUAUUGGGAACUGAAGUACAGUAUAUGACAGUGAGCAAGGCAUUAUGAAAUAAACUGAAUGGUGAAAAGAUG
Messenger RNA from Micropterus salmoides (largemouth bass), 3695 nucleotides. It is a transcript of the gene map3k7, whose product is annotated as mitogen-activated protein kinase kinase kinase 7. Gene Ontology annotation, molecular function: ATP binding; magnesium ion binding; MAP kinase kinase kinase activity. The record is from RefSeq and is a predicted model, not a curated record. Lineage: Eukaryota; Metazoa; Chordata; Actinopteri; Centrarchiformes; Centrarchidae. Gene Ontology annotation, biological process: protein phosphorylation; JNK cascade; positive regulation of canonical NF-kappaB signal transduction. The transcript has 18 exons. The coding region runs from base 433 to 2241 and encodes 602 amino acids.